Messenger RNA from Trichechus manatus latirostris (Florida manatee), 2287 nucleotides. RefSeq names its product EEF1A lysine methyltransferase 2 (gene EEF1AKMT2). The record is from RefSeq and is a predicted model, not a curated record. Gene Ontology annotation, molecular function: protein-lysine N-methyltransferase activity. Lineage: Eukaryota; Metazoa; Chordata; Mammalia; Sirenia; Trichechidae. The transcript has 7 exons. Gene Ontology annotation, cellular component: cytoplasm. The coding region runs from base 110 to 826 and encodes 238 amino acids.
CUCGCUGCCCCGCGACCCACAAGCCAGGCUGGAGCAGUAGAGAGGGCGGCCUCCCACCGCCUAGAGGCGCCGUCCCACUCGCCGUCCGCUCUGCUCGUGCGGCGUCUCUAUGGAGGCCCCAACGGUUGUCCCGGGCGCCGGGGAGAUGAGCGCGGUCGCGGCGCGGUCCCGAGAGGGCAGUCCCGAGGAGGAUGGCUUCGGCCCAUCGGCGCUGGGAACUCGAGAGCAUUGGGAUGCUGUCUAUGAAAGAGAACUACAUACUUUCCAAGAAUAUGGAGAUGCAGGAGAAAUCUGGUUUGGAGAAGAGAGUAUGAGUCGAUUAAUAAGGUGGAUGGAAAAACAGAAGAUCCCAUUGGAUGCUUCAAUACUUGAUAUUGGAACUGGAAAUGGUGUUUUCCUGGUUGAACUUGCAAAGUUUGGUUUCUCUAAUAUUACUGGAAUCGAUUACUCUCCUUCUGCAAUACAACUUUCUGGAAGUAUUAUAGAGAGAGAAGGUUUAUCUAACAUUAAGUUGAAGGUAGAAGACUUUUUGAAUCUUUCCACAAAGCUGUCUGGAUUUCAUAUUUGUAUUGACAAAGGGACUUUUGAUGCCAUAAGCCUUAAUCCUGACAAUGCAGUAGAGAAGAGGAAGCAAUAUGUGAAAUCUCUCUCCAGGGUGUUGACAGUAAAAGGCUUUUUUCUAAUAACCUCAUGUAAUUGGACCAAGGAAGAGUUAGUAAAUGAGUUCAGUGAAGAACUGUUGAGGCCACGUGUCAAUCGUCUUUCCCCCUUCCUGAAGCCUGACAGUUUUAAUAAAUGCUCCAAGUUACACUGCAUAGGGAUUUGAACUUUGUGAAGAACUGCCAACACCCAGGUUCAGCUUUGGCGGCAGAUCUGGAAGCAGCGUAGCAGCAUUGGUUUUCCAAAAAACCUGAGGCUCCUCCUUGGGCAAAUUCAGUCAGCUUUUUAAAGAAGCUGCACAUCACAGUAAACCUGACACAGAAAGUGCCAGUGCAGAUAAUCGCUUAGUAAGUACUCAGGAUGCACACGUUAAAUGGCUAUAAUGGGAUGUAAAAAAUCAUGAGCAUGGAAGCGGUGGGGUUUUAGAGAUCACAAAAGAUAAUUUUUUAUUUGUAUUUGAAGUGUAAAUAUUUUUGAUUUAAAAAAAUGUAAUUGUGGAACACUUUAAAACAGUAAAUGAGUUUACAGAAAGCGUGUAUUCUUGAUUUUUGUGCCUUAGUAAAGUUGAGUAUAGUUAUUUAUAAGGACUUGACCAAACUAUUGCAGGGCCAGAAUAAUAUGCAAAACAACUUUCUUAGUGUUUCGUUAGACUAUUUAUGAAACGUAAUAAGAAAUACUGUUUUGGGUUAAAUAUUGGUAAUAGUGCUUAUUUUUUAAAAUUAUAUUUGACAUUUGGGAAAACCCUCUGGCCUUCAAGUCCAUAAUUAAGCAAAAUCAAAGAAAUGUAUCAGUUGAUCAAGAAAUAUUUACUUAGCCUGUAUUGUGUGGCUGAUGGUCUUCUACUCACUUUGAGGGAUAAGCUGGAAACAGAAGGAAAGAGAACUAGCAGAUGGUGCUGUACGCUGGCACCAUGUUAGGUUAUAUUCUUUACUAAAUCAUUGAAUCCUUCCAAUGUCUCUUUGAAGUCUGUUUUACUUAUUCUUGUUCUACGUAUAAGAAAACUGAGGCUGAGAGAAGCGAAGUCACUUCUACAAGGUCAAACAGCUGGUUUAGGAUGGAACCAGGAUUCCUAUCUGGGUCUCUGGCUCUAAAACCUGUAGCAUAUUCUGCCUCUCAGGUGCUGAGUUUCUGUCUUUACGGCAUUUACAGUUCAGCUGGGGAGCUCUAGGACUGGUACCUGGAACAUUCGGUUAGAGAAGUUGGGUGGUUAUUUUCAGGACCCAUGCAGAGCUUUGUUAGUGACAGUGUUGGCUUGUCAGCUAACUCAUGUCAUCCUUCAUGGCCUUUCACCUUCUCCUACCUGUCUUAAAAGACUUGCCUACACCAGAAUAUGAAGAACUGAAUUGUGCCGUUCUUCUGUGAAAGGAUGGUGGAAGUUAUAUAAGCCCUCGGGGUAUGGGAGCAAAGAUGUUCUAAUGAGCUAAUUAGCAGUAGAAACAAUUUAUUUAUUAACAUUCUGGAAAAGAUAAGGUUUAUUAGUACAUAAUACCACCUUGCGUUUGGGCCAGUAUCUUAAUAUUGGAAUCACAAUAUGAACUUUAAAAAAAAGUCAUACAAUUCUUAUGGUUUUCAGCUUUUUAAGCCUAUUGGGUUACAUCAUCAAAGUAACAGAAUUUUGUUUAUUUGG